UGGCGCCGGGGCACUUGUUUGGCGCGCGCGCCCUAAGCUUUGGGGCUGAGCUAGUGUCUUGGGAUUUCUCUUAUUUCUCCUUGCUUUUUGCCUUUCUCCGGUCGCUGUUGUCUCCGAUUUUCGAUAUGCCGUCUUCUUUGUUGGGCUCGGCAAUGCCGGCGUCCACGUCGGCCGCAGCCCUGCAGGAAGCUUUGGAAAAUGCGGGGCGGCUCAUCGACCGUCAGUUACAAGAAGACCGCAUGUACCCGGACCUUUCCGAUCUGCUCAUGGUGUCUGCCCCAAAUAAUCCCACUGUUUCUGGCAUGUCAGAUAUGGAUUAUCCUCUACAAGGACCUGGUUUGCUGUCAGUACCCAACCUGCCAGAGAUCAGUUCCAUUCGAAGAGUUCCUCUCCCACCUGAACUUGUUGAACAGUUUGGACAUAUGCAGUGUAACUGCAUGAUGGGCGUGUUCCCUGCUAUCAGUAGAGCUUGGCUCACAAUCGACAGUGACAUAUUUAUGUGGAACUACGAAGAUGGAGGAGACCUUGCCUAUUUUGAUGGACUUAAUGAGACUAUUCUUGCUGUGGGACUUGUGAAACCAAAAGCUGGCAUAUUUCAACCUCACGUACGACAUCUUCUGGUUUUGGCAACCCCUGUGGAUAUAGUGAUUCUUGGACUCAGUUAUACUAAUUUGCAAACAGGUUCUGGAGUUCUCAAUGACAGUAUGUGUGGUGGAAUGCAGUUACUUCCAGAUCCUUUAUAUUCUCUUCCUACUGAUAAUACUUACCUUUUAACAAUAACUUCCACUGAUAAUGGCAGAAUUUUCUUGGCUGGAAAGGAUGGCUGUUUAUAUGAAGUAGCAUACCAAGCAGAAGCAGGCUGGUUUAGCCAGAGGUGUAGGAAAAUAAACCACUCAAAGAGUGCACUUUCUUUCCUUGUUCCUUCGUUACUACAGUUCACAUUCUCAGAAGAUGAUCCUAUUGUUCAAAUUGCAAUUGAUAAUUCAAGAAAUAUUUUAUAUACACGAUCGGAGAAAGGAGUAAUACAGGUGUAUGAUUUGGGCCAUGAUGGACAAGGAAUGAACAGAGUUGCCUCAGUGUCACAGAAUUCUAUUGUUUCUGCUGCUGGAAACAUUGCUAGGACCAUAGAUCGUUCUGUUUUUAAACCAAUUGUUCAAAUAGCAGUGAUUGAAAACUCCGAAUCACUGGACUGUCAGUUAUUGGCUGUCACACAUGCAGGUGUAAGACUAUAUUUCAGCACUUGUCCGUUCAGACAGCCAUGGACACGCCCUAAUACAUUGACACUGGUCCACAUCCGCUUACCUCCUGGAUUCUCAGCAUCUUCAACGGUGGAAAAGCCUUCAAAAGUACAUAAAGCUCUUUAUAGUAAAGGUAUUCUACUGAUGGCAGCCUCAGAAAAUGAAGAUAAUGACAUUUUGUGGUGUGUCAACCAUGAUACAUUUCCUUUCCAAAAGCCAAUGAUGGAAACCCAGAUGACUACUCGUGUUGAUGGUCAUUCCUGGGCUCUUUCUGCAAUAGAUGAGUUCAAAGUAGAUAAGAUAAUCACACCCUUAAAUAAGGAUCAUAUUCCCAUAACUGACUCACCAGUUGUUGUACAGCAGCACAUGUUGCCUCCAAAGAAGUUUGUUCUCCUCUCAGCACAGGGGAGUCUUAUGUUUCAUAAACUUAGACCUGUAGAUCAACUGAGGCAUCUACUUGUGAGUAAUGUGGGUGGAGAUGGAGAAGAGAUUGAAAGAUUCUUUAAAUUACAUCAGGAAGACCAGGCCUGUGCAACUUGCCUUAUUCUUGCUUGUUCCACUGCUGCCUGUGACAGAGAAGUAUCUGCUUGGGCCACUCGGGCUUUCUUCAGGUAUGGUGGUGAAGCACAGAUGAGAUUUCCAGCCACUCUCCCCGCUCCAAGUAAUGUUGGUCCCAUCCUGGGGUCUCCUGUCUACUCUGGUUCUCCUGUUCCUAGUGGUAGUACAUACCUGAAUCCAUCCUUUUUGGGAACACCAUCUCAAGGUGUUCAUCCUCCUGCUAUGUCAACUCCAGUGUGUGCUAUGGGAAAUCCAGCAACUCAGGCCACAAGUAUGAGUUGUAUGGCUGGACCAGAGAUUGUAUACUCUGGAAAACACAAUGGUAUUUGCAUUUACUUUUCUCGAAUCAUGGGAAACAUCUGGGAUGCUAGUUUAGUUGUGGAGAGAAUAUUCAAGAGUGGCAACAGAGAGAUCACUGCAAUUGAAAGUAGUGUUCCCUCACAGCUGCUGGAGUCAGUGCUACAAGAACUGAAAGGUUUGCAAGAAUUUCUAGACAGAAACUCCCAGUUUACAGGAGGACCAUUAGGAAAUCCAAAUACUACUGCCAAAGUGCAGCAGAGGCUGAUAGGAUUCAUGCGCCCUGAAAAUGGAAAUACCCAGCAAAUGCAACAGGAGCUGCAGAGGAAGUUUCAUGAGGCUCAACUGAGUGAAAAGGUUUCACUUCAGGCAAUCCAGCAGUUGGUUCGAAAAUCAUACCAGGCUCUGGCUUUAUGGAAACUUCUUUGUGAACAUCAGUUCACUGCCAUUGUAGGAGAACUUCAGAAGGAAUUUCAAGAACAGUUGAAAAUCACCACCUUUAAAGAUCUGGUAAUCAGGGACAAGGAACUGACCGGGGCAUUAAUUGCUUCUCUAAUCAACUGCUACAUCAGAGAUAAUGCUGCUGUUGAUGGCAUUAGUUUACACUUACAGGACAUCUGCCCACUGCUGUAUAGCACUGAUGAUGCAGUUUGUUCUAAGGCAAAUGAGCUUCUCCAGCGUUCCCGACAAGUUCAAAAUAAGAUUGAAAAGGAAAGAAUGUUAAGGGAAUCAUUAAAGGAGUAUCAAAAAAUCAGCAAUCAAGUGGACCUGUCCAGUGUUUGUGCUCAGUAUAGACAAGUGCGUUUUUAUGAGGGUGUAGUGGAGCUCUCUCUUACUGCUGCAGAGAAAAAAGAUCCUCAGGGUCUUGGACUGCAUUUCUAUAAACAUGGAGAACCAGAAGAAGACAUCGUGGGACUUCAGGCUUUCCAAGAAAGAUUAAACAGUUACAAGUGUAUUACAGAUACACUUCAAGAACUGGUAAAUCAAAGUAAGGCUGCUCCUCAGUCUCCCAGCGUGCCCAAAAAACCCGGACCUCCAGUGUUGUCGUCUGAUCCCAAUAUGCUGAGUAAUGAAGAAGCAGGCCAUCAUUUUGAACAAAUGCUUAAAUUGUCUCAAAGAUCCAAAGAUGAACUCUUUAGUAUUGCCCUUUAUAAUUGGCUAAUACAAGCUGACCUUGCAGAUAAACUGCUACAGAUUGCUUCUCCAUUUCUGGAGCCACAUCUAGUCCGAAUGGCCAAAGUUGAUCAAAACAAAGUUCGUUACAUGGAUUUACUCUGGAGGUAUUAUGAGAAGAACAGAAGUUUUAGCAAUGCUGCUCGUGUCCUAUCCAAAUUGGCUGACAUGCAUAGCACAGAAAUUUCACUUCAGCAGCGACUAGAGUACAUUGCUCGUGCCAUUCUUAGUGCCAAAAGUUCCACUGCCAUUUCAUCAAUAGCUGCAGAUGGUGAAUUCCUUCAUGAAUUAGAAGAAAAAAUGGAAGUUGCUAGGAUCCAACUUCAGAUACAAGAGACACUACAAAGGCAAUAUUCCCAUCAUUCUUCUGUACAGGAUGCAAUUUCUCAGCUGGACUCUGAGCUAAUGGACAUAACUAAGCUUUAUGGGGAAUUUGCUGACCCAUUUAAACUGGCAGAAUGUAAACUUGCAAUAAUUCAUUGUGCCGGUUAUUCAGACCCUAUACUGGUGCAGACACUUUGGCAAGAUAUCAUAGAGAAAGAACUGAAUGAAAGCGUGACAUUGAGCUCCCCAGACAGGAUGCAUGCUCUUAGUCUCAAGAUUGUGCUCCUUGGCAAGAUGUAUGCCGGCACACCUCGUUUCUUUCCUCUAGAUUUUAUUGUGCAGUUCUUAGAGCAGCAAGUUUGUACUUUGAACUGGGAUGUGGGUUUUGUGAUACAGACAAUGAAUGAAAUUGGAGUGCCAUUACCUAGACUACUGGAAGUAUAUGAUCACUUGUUCAAGUCACGGGAUCCAUUCUGGAACAGAAUGAAGACGCCACUGCACCUUUUGGAUUGUAUACAUGUACUAUUGACAAGAUAUGUUGAAAAUCCUAGCCAAGUUUUAAAUUGUGAGAGGAGAAGAUUCACAAAUCUCUGCCUGGAUGCCGUUUGUGGUUAUCUGGUUGAGCUCCAGUCUAUGAGCUCCUCAGUAACAGUACAGACCAUCACUGGGAAUUUUAAAUCUCUUCAGGCUAAACUAGAACGGCUUCAUUAAUUAUUGUAAUGUAUUUUCAUCCAUGCGUUUUGAUCUGUAAAAUAAAAGCUCAGCUGGGUCCAGAUUUCAGGUGCUAUAAGUCUAAGAAUUUAAGAAUAAUUUUAGUAGAAGCAUGUUUUUAAUAAGUGGCUGGUAUCAGCAGACAGUACAUUUGCAGGUGAAUUCUUUUUUACUACAUAAUACUACUUUGUUUUUUAAUAAUCAGGUUAAACAAAUGAAAUAAGAUUAUGAUUUUAACACAAAGAUAAAAAAAUAAAAAACUCUUAUUUUGAA
Messenger RNA from Orcinus orca (killer whale), 4574 nucleotides. RefSeq names its product nucleoporin 155 (gene NUP155). Bases 126 to 4301 code for a protein of 1391 amino acids. The record is from RefSeq and is a predicted model, not a curated record. Gene Ontology annotation, biological process: protein localization to nuclear inner membrane; protein import into nucleus; RNA export from nucleus. Gene Ontology annotation, cellular component: nuclear pore inner ring; nuclear pore. Lineage: Eukaryota; Metazoa; Chordata; Mammalia; Artiodactyla; Delphinidae. Gene Ontology annotation, molecular function: structural constituent of nuclear pore; protein binding. The transcript has 35 exons.